This is a messenger RNA of Somion occarium, 1733 nucleotides long. Lineage: Eukaryota; Fungi; Basidiomycota; Agaricomycetes; Polyporales; Cerrenaceae. The record is from the annotation of a GenBank genome assembly.
AGGACAUGUCUGUAUACCUCGCCAGACCUCAUAUAACUGCCACUUAUUGCCGAAUUGUUGGCAUAUUGAGGAACUGACUCGAGUCAGAAUUCAUCGACGACUCGGAGAUCCGCAUCUGCUAAUCGUCGGAGCCGUAUAUAUAUAACUUGAACACAAUUAUCAGGAUAUCGGGACGUUCGUACUCCCCUAUCUCUCCCUGCGUUAAGUAUUGUUUGCGGUUGAUGAAAUGACGAUCGACGGUCUUCCCGCAAGUAAAGUGGACACCUACGAUCCAUCAUCCAAGCCACCAGCAUUCGGACAUGAUCUCAAGAAGUAUUGGGCUUUCGAUGAAAACUAUGUUAAUCUGAAUAACGGUUCAUAUGGGUCGUGUCCUCUACCAGUGCUCAAGGAUGUACAGAAACUACAGCUAUUGGCAGAACAGAACCCAGAUAAGUUUCAUAGAUACACCUACCUCCCUCUGCUGGAAGAAUCGAGGAAGCUUGUAGUGGACCUUAUCGGCGCAGAACAUGAUGAAAUAGUCCUGGUUCCCAAUGCUACUCAUGGCAUCAAUACCGUACUGAGGUCCUUUGAAUGGAGGGAAGGGGAUGUUCUAAUCGGGGCUUCCACUACAUAUGGCGCUGUCGAGCGCACUAUCAGAUACUUGAGUGACCGCUCCGAAGCACCACGACCCUCCGUAUACAUGGUUGGAUAUAACUUCCCUCUCAAACACUCCGAGAUCAUCGACAUUUUCCGCACCCGGAUUCGCGAGCUCAAACAAAAGCAUGUCACUUCAACUUUUACCAACGUUCCAUCGGAUUUCGUGUUGCCAGAUGGAGUCAAGUCCGACAACACAGGAAACCGGUUCGUUGCUGUGAUCGAUAGCAUCACUUCGAACCCCGGCGUACGCUUACCUUGGCAAGAGAUGGUACGCAUUUGCAAAGAGGAGGGCAUUUGGAGUGUAAUCGAUGCUGCUCAUAGUAUUGGACAAGAGGUGAAUGUCGAUCUCGGCAAAUUCAAACCCGACUUCUGGGUCUCCAAUUGUCACAAGUGGCUUUAUGUCAAGCGUGGAUGUGCUUUGCUAUAUGUGCCCAAACGUAACCAGCAUAUCAUCAAAUCUUCGAUUCCUACCUCUCAUGACUAUCUCAGUCCCUCGGAUCCAACAUAUGAAGAUAAAGGUACCAACUUUGUCGAUCAACAUGGCUGGACGGGAACAAUGGACCUCACACCAUACUUGAGUGUCAAGUCAGCCUUGGAAUUUCGGAACUGGCUCGGCGGAGAGGAAUCUAUCAACUCGUACUGUCAUGACCUCGCUAUGAAGGGCGGCAAACGAUUAGCCGAGGUACUCGGUACAAAGACUAUGGAUGAGUCUGGUGAGCUUACGCUGAGUAUGACAAAUGUGCAACUUCCACUUCCGGUUGAGGAACCGGGCUCGGGAUCAGUCUACUCACGAGAAACCCUGAUCAAGAUCAAUGAGUUCUUGAAAGACAAGUUACUGAACGAGAAGAACGCUUAUGUUGCGCAUUUCUUCCAUGCUGGAGCUUGGUGGUGCCGAGCAAGUGCUCAGGUUUGGAAUGAGAUAUCCGACUUUGAGUUUAUAGGCCAGGCAUUGAAGGAUGUAUGUCAAGAGAUCAAAGCUGCCUUCUUUAAUGAUCUCGGAGAAUUGCCUGCCCAACGGUGAUUCUCUGUUAUUCGUAUUCAGCGUAAUGCAUAGGAUCAAUUUUAGCAGAGAACAUCUGCAGAACCUCUGUCCAGUU